This is a messenger RNA of Mustela erminea (ermine), 4711 nucleotides long. Its product is annotated as sialic acid-binding Ig-like lectin 13. Gene Ontology annotation, biological process: cell adhesion. The transcript has 9 exons. Gene Ontology annotation, molecular function: sialic acid binding. Lineage: Eukaryota; Metazoa; Chordata; Mammalia; Carnivora; Mustelidae. The coding region runs from base 1307 to 2974 and encodes 555 amino acids. Gene Ontology annotation, cellular component: plasma membrane. The record is from RefSeq and is a predicted model, not a curated record.
UAACUGACUGAACCACAUAGGGGCCCCUCCUAAUCCCCUGUUCUUAUAAAGGCACCAUUCUUGCUGGAGUGGAGCUCACCCCAAUGGCCUCAUUUUACCUUAAUGAUCUCUUUAAGACCUUAUGUCCAAAGAUAGUCAUAUUUGUAGGUACUGAAGUUUGGAGAUGAACACAUGAAAUUUAGGGUGACACAACUCAGCCCAUAACAACCUGUGAAUAUAGACCUCCAGCUAUGCACAGAAUUAGACCCCUUCCCAAGGCAGCACAGUGAGCAUCUGGUACACAUGAUCUCUUCGUGGGAGGCCACAGACGAAGGAACCCUAAGACACAGCUGGCCAGCAGGACCUUCUUACCAAAAGCAGGAAUAUGAAGUACCACUGAGGAAUGGGCAUUUGACGUGUAAGAUGGCCACACCCAAGUCCCUGGAAAAUGCCCACCACUGUCCUCAUAUUCUCCCACAGACAAGAGCUGGGCACUGCGAUCCCUCCAUGUGACUGCUGGGGAAAAUGAGCCUUGGAGGGGAGAAGGGCCAGGCACGCCUGGGCAUUCUCCCUCAACGUCAUGCAGUGCUAUCAUCUUGCUGCAAAUGCCCAGCUCUCUGGUGUGGCCCGAUAUGGGUGACACCUGGGGUGCCUGGAGCAGAGGGCUGUGAGCCGGCCAGCAAGCCCUGGAAUACCAGGGAGUCCUGGUCCUUGUCCACUCUGGCCAUUCAUACCUGGGAACUCACCUCGUAGCUGCCCAGAGCAAUGGUGUUUCCUACAAGGCCCUGCCCAUGCAUCCGCCAGCUCACACUGUACCAACAGGAGCUGCUACAGCCUGGAGUUUCUCUGUCCCCUUGGGUGUUAGGGAAGUUUUUAAGAACAGAGAUGGAGUCUGUCCUUCUCUACUUGGACUCCACAGCCCUGAAAGGAGGUGUUCAUGAUGUGGGUGUCGUGCUCACUCAUUAAUUACACAUCAAUCACUUCCCUCUUCCACAGUGGGGAGGAAGCCCCACCUUUCAUGCCUCAAGGUUCCCCUGCUCACCCUUCCUGCAUCCCACAACUGGCAGGACUGACCAUCUGGGGUUUCUAGAAGCUGUAAUUGGCCAGGUAGUCCCUGCCUUCCUGGGACUUCCUGAGGCCGCAGAUAGGGACUGGGGGGUGGUGGGUGGCUGGGACCCCAUCUGGAAAGUAGAAGUUGUUAGUCUUCAAGGUCCAUGCUGUCAUCGCCAGUGUCCCAGCACCAACUUCCUCUUCUGUGGCCAGUCACUUUUCAGACAUUAGCCUUGGCCUUCGUACUGGGGCUUCCUCUCUGUCCUGUGGCAGCUCCAUGACUCUCACCCCAAAGAUGCUGCCGCUGCUGCUGUCUCUGCAAUGGGCAGGGUCCCUGGAUCAGUAUACAAGAUACCAGAUGCAGGUGCAGGAAUCCCUGACGGUGCAGGAGGGCCUGUGCACCUCCGUACCCUGCUGCUUCUCCCACCCCCAUGAAUACACUAAUAAUGACCCAGCUUAUGGCUACUGGUUCCGGGAAGGAGCCAAUUCACACCACGAUGCUCCAGUGGCCACAAACAACCCAAGUCGUAAAGUGCAGGAGGAGACCCAGGGCCGAUUCCGCCUCCUCGGGGAUCCCCGGGCCUACAACUGCUCCCUGGACAUCAGAGAUGCACAGAGAAGGGACUCGGGGACAUACUUCUUUAGGGUGGAGAAAGGGUCUUCGGUGAGAUAUAAUUACCUGCAGAAUCAGCUCUCCGUGUUUGUGACGGCUCUGACACAGACACCUGACAUCCACAUCCAGGGGCCCCUAGAAUCUGGCCACCCCAAGAACAUUACCUGUAGCGUGCCAUGGGUCUGUGAGAGGGGGACACCCCCCACCUUCUCCUGGAUCGGAGUCGCCCUCCCCUCCUGGGGCUCCAAGGCUCCCCACUCCCCCGAGCUCACUUUCACCCCGAGGCCCCAAGACCACGGCACCAACCUCACCUGUCGAGUGACAUUCCCUGGAGCUGGUGUGAGCACGGAGAGGACUGUCCAGCUCAACGUGUCCUAUGCACCCCAGAACCUGACCAUCAGUGUGCUCCGAAGAGAAGGUACAGGACCUGAGGCUCUGAGCAAUGGCUCGUCUCUCCCAGUCCAGGAGGGCCAGCCCCUGCGCCUGGUCUGCAUCGAUGACAGCAACCCUCCUGCCAGGGUGAGCUGGACCCGGGAUAGCCUGACUCUGCAGCCCUCACAACCCUCAAAUCCUGGGAUCUUGGAGUUUCCCCGGGUGGAACUGGUGAACCAUGGGAGAUACAUCUGCCAAGCUCAGCACCUGUUGGGCUCCCUGGAAGCAUCCGUGAGCCUCCUUGUGAAGACCCCCCUGAAGCUGUUUGGUCCCUCCUGCUCCUGGGAGGGCGAGGACAUGCACUGCCACUGCUCGGCUCAAUCCCAGCUGCCCCCUUCUGUGCACUGGCGGCUGGGGGAGGAGCUGCUGGAGGGGAACCACAGCAACACCUCCUGGACCCUCACCUCCAGCUCUGUGGGAUCCUGGGCCAACAGCUCCCUGAGCCUCAGUGGGCCACUGGGCUCCAGCCUCAGACUCAGCUGUGAGGCCUGGAAUGCCCACAGGAAACAGAGCAUGGCUAUCCUGCUAAUGCCAGGGAGACCCGGGGCCAGGACAGGUGUGAUUCAGGGGGCCAUCUGGGGAGCUGGUGUCACAACCCUGCUUGCUCUCUGUCUCUACCUCAUCAUCUUCUUCACAGUGAAGACCUACAGGCAGAAGUCAACCAGGAAAGCAGUGUGCAGGGAUGGCCUCCAUCCAGCCUCAAAAAUGGUCUCCCAGGAUCACCUGAGCAAACGCUGCUCAGCCAGCCCCUCAGACCACCUGCCCCCAGCUGCUGCCACCUCCCCCUCAGAGAAGGAGCAGGAGCUCUACUACGCCAGCCUCAGCUUCCACGGGCUGAAGUCGCACAACUUUCAGAAACAGGAGACCACUGAGUAUGCAGAGAUCAAGAUCCAGAAAUGAUAACCCCAACCUGAUCCCUGCCUCCAGGAGAGCCAGCUCUGACUGGAGCCUGGACAGGACAUCUCUGAAGAAACGUAUAGCAGACACUGAUUCCUUAGGAGGUGACAGCCUUCAGAACCAAAGUUUAUAAAUUGGAAUGUGACACUUUUUAGAGUGGCAGAAAAUAACAGAUUCCUGAUUUCAAACAUCAGGCGAGGCACUUUACCUCCCCAUGUCUCCCUGUGUUCCCUUCUCUGUGAAAUGGGGAAUAAUAUUCAUCAGGUACAUUGUUCAGUGGGGAAAAAAUGCACCAUUGGCAUUGUUAAGCAUAUCCUUAUGUGUUAAGUUUACCUCAGGAUGGAGGGAGAGAUCAGCUUUUGAACACGUAUUAUUUUGUCUUUUGUUUUGUUUUUUCUUUGUAUUAUUUUUAAAAGUAAAAAUAUUUCUGAAUGUAACUCUGGCAGGAGUAGAUAUUUCCCAAUACAAGUGUCUAACGAAGGAUAAAAAGUAUAAAAAGAAUAUGUAAGAAUCUUCUAAAAAUCAGUAAGAAAAAGGCACACAACCUAAUAAAAAAGCGAGAUAUUCAAAGGGCCCAUAGGCAUAUAGAAAGGUGUUUAAUGUCAGUAGCUUUCAAGAAAAUGCAAGUAAAGACCCCAGUGCUAGGUCACUGCACAGCCACCACUAUGAUUAAAAUAGUAAAAAUGGUAUCAAGAACAUCAAGUAUUGAAGACACUACACCAAGUGAAAUAAGCCAUCACCAAAAGACAAACACAGCAUGAGACCAGUUAUACGAAGUAUCUAAAGUAACCAAAUUCUUAGAAACAGAAGGUAAAGGGGGGACUAUGGGAGGGGAAACAAGAAACAGCUUUCAGUAGGUAGGGAUUCAGUUCUGCAAGAUGAACACUUCCUAGAGCUUAAUGAUGUACAUGUAGUUAAUGCUAGUGUACCACGCACUUAAAAAUAUUUAAGAUGAUAAAAUUUAUGUUUUUUUAAACUACAAUAAAAAGGAGUACUUUAAAAACCCAUUAUUUAAAAAGGGGUUGGGGAUGUGGAUGGACAAUUAAUGGUUAAUGGGUAUAGAAUUUUACCCAUUCUAGGGACAGAUGAUAAUGACAAUUGCACAAUGUAAAUGCAGUUCAUGCCACUAAAUGUGCACUUGAAACAGUAGAUUGUAAGUUGUGUCUACAUUGCCACAAUGACAUUUUUUCCUUAAAGAAUAUCAAGUAUGCUUCAGCAGCACCUAUCCUAAAAUUGGAAAGAACCCGAGAAGGUUAGCAUGGCCCUUGUGUAAAAAUGUCAGUGUUGGUGAAGAUGAGGAGCAACUGGAACUCUCCUACAUUGUCAAGGGGGAGGGGAGUGAGAACUGGUACAAGACCCUUGGGAGAAUGCUGGUCACUCUCGACUGACACUGAGAAUGGAGCCAGCAAUUUCAUUCCAAGGUGUGUGUCCAGCACAAGUUCAAAGAAGCAUUCACCGAAUGUGUAUGAGAACGUUCAUGGCAGCUGUGGCUGCCAGGAAAAAAUUGAACCCACCCAAAUGCCCAUCAACAGUAAGGUAGAUAGACUGCAGCGUAUUCACGCAAUGGAAGAAGCAAAUAACAGCUCUGUACAACGCGUGAGAAGCUUAGAGACAUAAUGUGAAAUAAUCCAGAUGCAAGAGUCUUCACUAUGUGACAUCUUUGAUGUGAGGUUUCGAAACAGACAAAACCAAGAUGAUUAUCAUAUGAUCUCUCUGAUAUGAAGAGUUUGAGAGGUAGGG